Bicyclus anynana (squinting bush brown) is the source of this 4492-nucleotide messenger RNA. It is a transcript of the gene Pex1, whose product is annotated as peroxisome biogenesis factor 1. Bases 331 to 3270 code for a protein of 979 amino acids. Gene Ontology annotation, cellular component: cytosol; peroxisome; peroxisomal membrane. The transcript is spliced from 13 exons. NCBI's taxonomy places the organism in Eukaryota, Metazoa, Arthropoda, Insecta, Lepidoptera, Nymphalidae. Gene Ontology annotation, biological process: protein import into peroxisome matrix. The record is from RefSeq and is a predicted model, not a curated record. Gene Ontology annotation, molecular function: ATP hydrolysis activity; ATP binding.
AUUAUGAUUUGAUUUUUAUGAUUAAUUUACAGUUUUUUUGAAAUACUUAUUAAAGUUAUGUUUUUAUUUUAAAUUAUUUUUUAGUUCAAGCACGAUUGCAUUUUAUUGCAUUGAAAGAAACAAAAAACGUUUGCUAUGUCAAAAUUAUCUGUCAACAGAUAAACGUCAAUGUCAUUUUUCUCUCAAAUUUUCCUUUUUUAUUUUCAUUUUUCCUUCUACGUUAGUCGCAUUGUUUUAAUAUAAAAAUUUAACCAGUGUUUUAAUAAUGUCGUAAUAAGUAAGCAUAAAGUUGGCUUUCAGAUUUCGUCUUCAUAUAAUACAGUUUUUACAAUGUUAGGUGGUGUAAAGCUAAAAGUAUCUUUUACUCAUGAAAGAUCAUGUUUUGGAUAUAUUAGUCCAAAAUAUAGCACAAACAAUGAACAGUCAAUAUGUGUCCAAGUUUUGUCAAGAGAGAAACAGAUUCUCCUUUGGGUGGUAUUCAGCAGCAAUGUUCCAGAAGGUCACAUAGCCUGUAACCCUAUCUACAGCAAGCAGCUGUGCUUGGAGGAGGGUACUGAGGUAUUUGUGGCUCCAUAUGGUGACAUAAAGGUACUCGACGAGUUGUAUGUUGAUACAGAUAGUCCAGAUGAUCAGGAGAUUCUGGAACAUAAUGCAGAAAUAUUGCAACUACGAGUACUAGAUCAACUAAGACUUGUAGUUGCCAACCAAAAAGCUGUAGUAUGGAUAUCAACUUCUCUUCCAAUUGUUUUUACACCAAAACAGACUGGUUUGCUUGUAAACUAUAGUAGAAUAAUUGUGAAAGUGGAUGCUUUUAAUAGUUUUUGUGGUGGCCUUACAAACUCAUAUGUAAAUACUAAUGUAGCAAAAGAAGGCAAUAAUAAAUUUAAUAAUAUUGGAAUUAUCAACAGAGGCUUGCUUCAGCCAUAUUUAAAUGCACCAAAGAGAUUAGUUUUAAGAGCUUUACCGAUAGAUAGUGAUGGUAAAAAGGACCUUAUACAUCCAUACACUGUAUUUGUUCAUGAAGACUUGAUUGAUGAUAAGUUAAAAGACCUAAUGAUUAUUCUUGGUACAAUGAAGAAUAUACCUUCCAUCAUUAAUGAUAUUUCAGAUGAAGAUGAAGUUGAAAAUAACAUACAAAUUGAUGGUUUGUGUGUGGAAAUAAAACCUAUAGAUAGUGUGGUAUAUAGGAGCUUGUCUAGAGAAGUUUAUAAUAAAAGUAUACCUACAGUACUUAUACCUAAGUCUUUAAAUGUGAUAAUCAAUAUAGAAAAUGGUAUGAAAGUGAUGUUUAAUGUGAUAGGCGAUGAAGUCGAGCAACCAGAGCAUGUAGAGAUUAUAACAUAUUCAGAAAAAGUUAAUACUGAAAUUGAUGUGAUAGAAAGAUUUAAGAACUGUGUAGUCAAAAGCACACAUUCGGGGAGAAAGUUCUUAAUAAAUGAUGGAAUGGUAAAACAGAAUAGUCAAAUAACAAAUGGCUUCUUAAGAUUUAAGCUUAAACCUGAGAAAUUGAAAUACACAAUGAUGAAUUCUGAAUCAUUUCGAACGUGCACAGUGUCUGCAAAGUGCUUAAAUGACACAGAUUUAUCUCUACCAAAAUCUAUCUCAUCAAAAAUUGAGUAUGACUAUAAAAAUUAUUGUAGAACAGUAAAAUCAAGUAAAGAAUUAGUUGAAAAGGUAAUAUCACAUAUUGACUUUGAAAUACAGAGGGAAGCUAGCUUCAAAGGUGUUUCAGAAAUAAAGAGUAAUGUUUUAAUUACUGGUCAAAGUGGUGCAGGCAAAUCGUCUAUUUGCCAUAUCAUACAAAAAGAACUGACAGUAUGGUCCCACAUAUUGCACUGCCGGUCCCUCAAGGGAAGGAAGGACAUAACUGAGGUGCUCGGUAAAGCGAUACUGCUGUGUCAGGAACACAGUCCCGCUGUGCUGAUAUGUGAUGAUGUGGAUGCUUUGGUGCCGCCUAAUAUGGAGGGGGGCUCUCCCCAGGACAUUGCAUAUUAUCAAAGGUUAGCGACAGUGAUAAAGCACAUGCUGCAGACGUGCGCGGGCGUGUGCGUGCUGAUGACGUCACUCAACAUGAAAGCCCUGCACCCUACGCUGAGGCAGUUCAGUGGGAAACCGUUGUUUACUGCACAUUUUGAUAUCGUCGAGUUGAACCAAGACGAGAGGGCGGAACUGUUCAAACACUUGCUGAACGACAAAGUCCGGGAUUCGUUCCUGGUGGAGGAGGACGACGUCACCAGGCUGGCCAUGGACACCGCCGGCUGCACCGUCAGGGAACUGGUGGACUACCUCAACAAGAAGAUAUUCAAGGCAGUAAAGAAGAAAAAUUCCCAUGCUAUAGACAAGCCACGCCUAGUGGAGGACGUGACAAUAGACUCUGAGAAGUCCAAAGUCUUCGACGUAUGGGAGGCUAUGGGAGGAAUGAGGGACGUCAAGCGGCAAAUCGCUGAGAGCAUAUUCUGGCCUAUUAUGUACCCAGCUCUGUUCCCGUCCCAAUCCUGUGGUAUACUGCUGUACGGGCCCCCCGGUACAGGCAAGUCCCACAUCGGCUCGUGCUUGGCCAAACUGCACAACAUGCGACUCAUCACCGUCAAAGGGCCCGAGUUGCUGUCCAAAUACAUCGGCCAGAGCGAAAAAGCUGUCCGGGAUAUUUUUGAUAAGGCGGACAUGCAGCGGCCGUGCAUUUUGUUCUUCGACGAGUUCGACAGUCUCGCGCCCAAGCGCGGGCACGACUCGACGGGCGUCACGGACCGCGUGGUGAACCAGCUGCUGGCGCGCAUGGACGGCGCGGAGGGCGGCGCGCGCGGGCCCGUGCUGGCGGCCACCUCGCGCCCCGACCUCGUCGACCCCGCGCUGCUGCGCCCCGGCCGGCUGCAGACGCACGUCUACUGCGCCCUGCCGGACCAGUCGGACCGGCUCGAGAUCCUGCAAACGCUGUGUAAGAACGUGAGCAUCGACGACACGGUGGACCUGCACCAGCUGUCGCUGCGCACAGAGGGAUACUCACCCGCCGACCUGCAGGCGCUGCUGGUCACCGCGCAGCUGGGCAGGCUGGAGCGGCAGCUGGUGGCCAGUGCAGACCGGAACGUGGAGACGGUGGUGGUGCACACCGAGGACAUACAGAGCGCGCUCGACGAGACGAAGCCGUCGCUGUCGCCGGAACAGAGGCUCUUUUACGACAUGAUAUAUAAAAGAUUCCGAGGAGAAAGUUUACCGCCGGAACAGAGGCUUCUGUCUCAGAUUAUGAACAAACAGAGAGUCACUUUGGCUUAGUAUGAAUAUGCAUUCCAAAAAUAUUACAGUUAUGUAAAGAAACUUAGAAAAUGUCACAAAUAAUUUAAUAACUCAAUGACAUCACUGUAGACUAACAUUCGCCAGGCCUUCGGUUAAUGUAACUUUAUUUAUUUUAUUAAUUUUGCAAAUUUUAUGUGUGUAACAAGAUGAUAAGUAAGUCAAGUAUUUGACUUCGGAAACAAAUACUUGACACGUUAGUAAAUUAUUUCUAAUAAGUAGCUACAAUAAUGGCAGGCGUCCACAGAUCCGCAUCGUAUCUGACGCAUCGCAUCGAACGAAUUUUAGUAUUCUUUGUAUAGAAAGUUAUACAAGUGCGUCCACUGAUCAGCAUCAGUAAAAAAAAACAGUUGGUUAGUAACAACUUUGGUUUUUAGUUUCUUUUUUUUUAGAAUUAACAAAUUUAUUUUACAAGCACAGCAAUUAUUGUAUAACAAAUUGUCAAAUACCGUCGUUAUUGAUACGAGUUGGAAGGAGGGUAGUUUAUUAAAAGUUGUUUUUUACUGUUGAUUAAUUAAUAGUUAUACAACUUAACAUCAUCAUUCAUCAUCAUUAUCAACCGAUAGACGUCCACUCCUGGACAUAGGCCACUUGCAUGGACCUCCUUACUACCUAGUGGGGGGUCGACCAAACUGCGCUUUCCGGUGCGGGGUCGCCAUUUCAGCACCUUGGGAGGUCCAUCGGCUCUUCGAACUAUGUGGCCUGCCCAUUGCCACUUCAAUUUCGCGACUCGCUGAGCUGUCAGUGACUUUGGUUCGUCUGUGGAUCUCCUCAUUCCUGAUUCGAUCACGCAGAGAAACUCCAAGCAUAGCUCGCUCCAUCGCCUGCUGAGUGACUUUGAGCCUUCUAAUAAGGCCCAUAGUUAGCGUCAUCACUGGCAACACACACUGUUCGGAGACUUUCGUCGUCAGGCAAUGAGGAAUUUCUUACGAAAAGAUGUAACAGCCACAAUGACCUACAAAUUGCGUGGUACAUUAUCUCGAUCGUAGCAUCGAACGUAUUUUAUCUUCCGUAAAAUUGAAAAUUCGUUUGAUGCGAUACGUACGAUGUGGAUCAGUGGACGCCUGCCAUCAGUAGGAUAAUGGUUCUAGGAAUGUACAUUUUGUAAUGUAAAUGGUGAUAUUUGUAUAUGAAUUAUUAAACACUUUAUGUUGCUGUUUUUAUGCAUUUUAUGAUUUGUUUAACAAUAAAAUGGUGUGAAGUA